Lolium perenne is the source of this 1182-nucleotide messenger RNA. NCBI's taxonomy places the organism in Eukaryota, Viridiplantae, Streptophyta, Magnoliopsida, Poales, Poaceae. The record is from RefSeq and is a predicted model, not a curated record.
UGCAAAAUUGUGAAGAAUUUCUUUUUAGAGAGUAUUUAGAUGCAGAAAAAUUAGCAUUUCGCCCUCCCAAACAUCAACAUUUUAUCUUUUGCCCCCCCUGAUUUUCGGUGAAGCUCCGCCAGUGGUCCUUACUGCAAUUGGUCAUGCAAUAGCUUUGGCCAGACUAUUCUCCACAUUGCCGUCCAGAAGGGAGCAUACAAUGUGGUGAGAUAUGUCUGCUCAGGUCAAAAGUUUGUGGAAAUAUUUAACACGAGAGAUAAAGAUGGGAAUACAGCUCUACAUUUGGCUAUACUGCAAGGAAAUCAGUUCAUCUUUUGCCAGUUAAUGAGCAGAAAUGAAGUCCAUUUGAAUUGCAGAAAUAAGGAGGAACACACACCUCUUGGUCUUGCGCUAUGAAGACUCCCACGAGGUCUGAAAUUCAUGCAGGCCCCACAGCGGUGGAUUUUGAACGACCUUGUGCUCGCUGGAGCUGAGUUGGAUACUCGUAGAUUGGAUCAUUUCGACGCCUACAACUACGACAUACCUGACAAGGAGAAGCAUUCUGAAGUAUUAAGCAAGUCCGCUGGUCUCGGGGCCGUCUGCGCAGUGCUCAUCUUGAAUAUAUCUUUUGCGGCUCCUUUCAACAUAUCGAAAUUGUACCUGGAUCCUAGCACAUCAAAUAUACAAGUUGGCUUUUCAACAUUUAUCAUCGCCGAUGCCUUUGCGUUUGCCUUCUCCAUGGCAGCCACAUUUUGGUUAUCGUUUGCUGGCUUGUCUAUAGUCGACAUGCGGACACGCGUUAUUUACCUUAACAAAGGAUCAAUUUGCCUCUCGUCUGCGGUCUAUUCUAUGGUCAUUGUCUUCUUGCUGGGAAUAUGUGCGGUGGUUGGUCAUGUUGAUGCCAUCAUCACUAUUGCUGCUUGUGUGAUUGCACUUGGGGGCCUUAUACCACUAUUAGGGUUCACAAUAUAUCGUCAUUUUUGGGUGUUAUACCACAGGCUCGGCUUUCGAACAUGGUGCCGCACUUUCCUUGGCAUACCCCCUCAACAACGGCACCUUCAGAAGUAUGGCCAGCUUGGAAAAAACAGCUUGUUUGUGAUAAUUAUUACUCUUGGAUUGAUUAUUACUAAUAUGUCGAUAACGGUGACAGGCAAAUGUGUAAUACUCCGCCUAAAGACAGUUGAGCUGAGUCUUCUUACCUAA